Messenger RNA from Metarhizium acridum CQMa 102, 4176 nucleotides. Lineage: Eukaryota; Fungi; Ascomycota; Sordariomycetes; Hypocreales; Clavicipitaceae. The record is from RefSeq and is a predicted model, not a curated record.
AUGGACCUCGUGUCGAGGGCGAUGGGAGUCGACGGAGACGACGAUUCCUUUGGGCCGCAGCUGGGGUCUCACUUUGAUUUCACUCUGCUUUUUGAGCAUGCUGUUCUGACGAUUCUUCCCACGAGCCUUUGCAUCGUCGUGUCUCCGUUCUAUAUUCUGCAUUACUUCAAAUCGCCCAUAUAUGUCUCGAGCAGUCUUCUGUUAUGGGCCAAGCUUGCAGUCCUGGCAGUGCUCCUGGGCGUCGAAAUCGCCAGUCUGAGUCUCUGGAGCUGCUUGCCGGCGUUUCGUUCGGAUGCCUCCCUCGCCGCCUUUUCCCUGGUAUGCGUCAGCACGCUGUGUGUUGUGGCGGCCGUCAGCCUCGAGCACCGACACUCGUUCCGCUCCUCGGCCCUGAUAAGCCUGUAUCUCAGCUUGACGGCGCUGCUCGACGUCGUCAAGGCCCGGUCCUUCUUCCUCCGGCCGCAUCUCCAUGCCGUCGGGGGCCUCUCGGCCGCCGCCGCCGCCGCCAAGCUGGCCCUGGUGCUGCUGCAGGAAUUCUCCAAGAGGACGCACAUCAAGGACCCUGCUCUUCGGAGAUCGCUGAGCAAGGAGGCCACGAGCGGCUUCUGGAACCGGUCCCUGUUUCUGUGGUUAAACUCGACCUUUCUCUUGGGGUUUCGGAGCAUCCUGCGCAUUGAUGAUUUGGGGUCGUUGGGAGACGACUUUUCCGCCGAACAUGUCUCCGCCGAGUUCGAGCCCGUCUGGGCAAAAUAUAAGCACUCGUCCUACGCAUUGGUGAAGUCGGCUCUUGUGACACUGCUCCGUCCGUUUCUCGCAGUCAUUGUUCCGCGACUUCUUUACACUGCCUUCACAUUCAGCCAGCCACUGCUGCUGCGGCGUAUAGUUGGCUUUCUAGGCGAGAGUGACCAGUCAACCAAUGUCAGAAACGGCCUCAUUGGCGCCACGGUUCUCAUCUACUUUGGACUGGCGUCGGGCUGGGCAUUUACCUCAUCACAACAAUCGUUGGAAAGGCAUCCUUUCUCAUUGUGUUCCCCGGAAUUGGUAAGCCAUGAAUUGACUCCAGCUUUGCCUGGGCUGGUGCCCCCUUCACCCGCCUCGAUUAACAGCCGUCUAGCUUCGACAAUCGCCACGUACGAGAUUGGCAGGCGCAUGGCUCCUGCACGCAUCGCCUGGAAUAAGGAAGUCCAGAAUCGCGUCUCAGUCACCUCAAGCAUGCUUCAGCAAAUCAAAAACAUCAAGAUGAUCGGCCUUGGACCAGUCGUGGCCGACCUAGUCCAAGGACUUCGAGAGACGGAGAUGCAAUGCUCCAAAAGAUUUCGAGUUUUAGAAGUAAUCAUGAGCGCCUCGGUCAUGCUAUGCUACCAGAUUACGCCAACCAUCGUCAUGACUGCUGCUAUUCUCUGGACGACCUUUUCCAGCGGCCUAAAGGCCUCGGAGACCUUCACAGCUCUAGCCAUUGUUGUGAUUACAUCACUGUCCAUGGCGCGUGCCAUGCUGUGCUACCCAAUCUUCGUCUCGACGUUGGGGUGCUUCCAGCGCAUCCAAACCUACCUCCUGCUCGAAGAACGGCAAGACCGCCGCCGGAACAUGAACGACAUUGUGCUCUCCAACGGCUACCCAUCCGAAAAGCACGCUUCAUAUCAUUCCGUUUCGCCCAUGGACAAAUCUCCGCUGGAGCUGCAGGCACCGCAAACAUGUAUAUCCGUCAUGUUCGUCAACGCGUCAAUGGCAGCUGUGGCAGGCAAAGAGCCGCUCCUGAAGAGCGUCAACGUAUCCGUCUCGCGCUCGAAGCUUGCAGUGGUCCUUGGACGCACUGGCUGCGGCAAAUCCACGUUUCUAAGGGCAAUCAUCGGCGAAGCAUACCUCACGGAUGGCCAUGUGUAUGUCGAGAGGCACCAAAUCGCGUACUGCGACCAGACGCCUUGGUUGAAAAAUACUCCCAUCCGGGCAAACAUCACCGGAGACCACGCGUACGAUAAAGACUGGUACAAAACCGUGGUCGAUGCGUGUCUCCUUGGCGACGAUAUCCAGCAGUUCCCCAACGGCGAUCAAACUCUGUCGGGAGACAAUGGGUCCAACUUGAGUGGUGGGCAGAAGCAGAGAAUUGCCCUUGCGCGGGCUGUCUACUCGCAAGCUUCUCUCCUCGUCUUGGACAACGUAUUAAGCGCCCUAGAUCGCGGCACCGCCGAUGCGAUAUUCUCCCGGCUCUUCGCCUCUGGCGGCCUGUUGAGGCGGCUUGGCAGCACGGUUGUAAUGACGAUUCACUCAGCCGAAUACAUCAACUCUGCUGAUCAAACGCUGGUCAUUGGCGAUGGGGGCUCGAUAAAGUCUGUCGCCGGGUUGGGAGAUGUCGGGCAAUGCCAGGAAGACGUGACGGAGUGGUUGUCGCCCAGCGCCGGCGAAGAGACUGAGGAGAAAGACGAGGCCACAGACGAGGCCCAAGACGCUUGCAAAGAAAGCGGCACAGCUGCGAACAACGAGUUGUUGAUACGUCGACAAGGCGAUUUCGGCCUCUACUCGUUCUAUCUCAAGUCAACGGCGAAAUGGCUUUGGGCAAUAUGGUUAGUGACGGUGAUUUUUGUUGCCGUCGCAGAGCGAUUGCCCGAAAUCUUUCUUCGAAUCUGGCUGGACGUUGCGCCGGAUAACAAGGUCUAUCUUGUUGGAUACAUUCUCUUUGGAUUUUCGAGUUUUACAGCCGCUGGCAUAACGCUGAGCUUAUACUAUCUCAAAAUCGUCCCGAACAGCUCCGAAAAUUUACAUCGUGUUCUUUUGGACAAAGUCAUGGGAUCUACAUUAUCAUUUCUAUCAUCUACAAGCAACGGAUCGCUUCUCAACUUAUUCAGCCAAGAUAUGAGUCUUAUCAGCCAAGAUUUACCGCUGGCAUUUUUUCGCCUCUUGUAUUCCUUUUUCCUGUUAAUCACAGACAUUGGCAUUAUUGCCGCCGGCGCCACGUACAUUUCAGUCAUAAUACCCUUCAUCCUCAUCUGUGUCUACAUCAUUCAGUACUUCUACCUCCGAACAUCACGGCAGAUGCGAUAUAUCGACCUGGAGGCAAAAGCGCCUCUUUAUACCCAAUUUUCCGAAAUAAGCGCUGGCUUAAUGCAUAUCCGAAGCUUCGGGUGGGACAGCCAGUGCCUAUCUCGCAGCCGACAGUUGCUGGACGACUCACAAAAGCCAUUCUACUACAUGUUUUGCAUCCAGCGGUGGCUCGGCCUCGUGUCCGAACUGUGUGUUCUCGGCGUGGCCACGAUUCUCGUGUCGGUCGCAUUGUGCUUCAGGGGCACGACUUCACAAAACGCCAUGGGGCUCUCUAUGCUAACCCUCAUCCAAUUCGGCGACUCCAUCUUGACUCUCCUCAACACGUGGAUCGACACCGAGACGUCUCUCGGCGCCAUUGCACGCAUAAAGUCGUUUGCCGAGACCACGCCAGGCGAGGAAGACGUCAACAGCGGCGGCGCAGAGCUGCCCGCUGGCUACCUGAAACAAGGAGCCAUCAAGAUGGUUGGCGUGACAGCUACAUACAAACGCGUCGUCGCCAGCUCUCGACAAUGUGUCGCUGGACAUCAAGCCCGGGCAAAAGGUCGCAGUUGUCGGGCGAACCGGGAGAGGAAACUGACAGCCAGAUUUAGCGGCAAGAGCUCCCUUCUUUUAACCAUGCUACACUUCCUCAACUACACGGGAGUAAUAGAAAUUGACGGCGUGGACAUGUCCCGGAUUCCACGACAGCAUCUCAGAUCCCUCAUCACGACCAUUCCCCAAGACAUGGUGGAACUUCCGGGAACGCUGCGCGACAACGUCCUCCCCAUAGCCCGAACGAGGCCAGCCAGCCACAUCCGCGAUGCAGAAAUCGGCGAGGUCCUAGACAGGGUAAGGCUAAAAGAGUACGUAGAUUCCCACGGCGGGCUCGACACGCCGUUCGCAGACAUGGGGUUCUCCCAUGGCCAGAAGCAGCUGCUCGCCAUUGCACGGGCAAUCCUGCACAAGCUGGAGGUCGACAGCAGGAUCCUGCUCGUCGACGAAGCCACAAGCGCCAUGGACGUUGAUACGGCCAAAGUUAUGAAGCAAGUGAUAGACGACGUCUUCGGCGAUUGUACCGUCAUUGCUAUUUCACAUCAGCCAAUAGACAUAGGCAGCGCAGACCUUGUCCUACACGUAGAGGAUGGCAAGGUCACUUGA